This is a messenger RNA of Sodiomyces alkalinus F11, 1287 nucleotides long. RefSeq lists its product as hypothetical. The transcript is spliced from 2 exons. NCBI's taxonomy places the organism in Eukaryota, Fungi, Ascomycota, Sordariomycetes, Glomerellales, Plectosphaerellaceae. The record is from RefSeq and is a predicted model, not a curated record. Gene Ontology annotation, molecular function: protein binding. Bases 1 to 1287 code for a protein of 428 amino acids.
AUGGCAGCGUUGUAUGCAUCUCGACUGGGGAUUCGUCCCUCACCCUCUCGCCCGGCGACAAAACCAGACGUAACCGGAACGCUCGAGGGCCUUGAGGGUCUUCCGGCUGAGAUGCUACUUGACAUCUAUCGGCAGCUCGACAUCGAAAGCGUUUUCUUGCUGGCCCAGACGAAUAGUUUGUUCCAUGGUCUUCUCCGGCGCAACAAGCCCCAGAUUAUUCUUCCGAUUCUUCAAAGGGAGUUCAGCCCUUUCGAAGAGUUGCUGCAAGUCUACACCGCCUCGGAAGAAGAUCUGAAUUAUCUCGGCGACACUUUUCAGCCGCGACGCAUCAUCUAUCGACGUUUCCCCGGUGAUGUGACCGGCAUCGUUCUGUGCCGAGGGGGGAUGGCAACGCAUGGGACUCCAGUAACGCCGGGGUUUUCCGAGGUCCACGAUCGCGGUAAACCUACCAGUACGGCAUCGUUACCCCGGCCGCGGACCAUCGCUCUUAUGGAGCGAGAUUUGAGUCCUCUGCUGCGAUACUGCAAAACAGUGCGGAAAUGGGAAGAACUUUACCCUCGACUGCACUGGAUUGCCGAACCGGAGAACUGCCGUGUCUUGGGGUCAUUUGAGAAGGAGAAGCUGCGUAGGGCGCUUUGUCGCUGGUGGCUCCAUGCCCGGUAUUUUCACGGAGAUCAUCCGCGGCCCCGACGUGGGGAGCCUGAACCCUUCGUGCAUGACAUUCGGACGAGCCAGAUGCGGGUGUAUCCGACCAGCCAGUUGGCGGAGCUGAGAGCCCUUGUCAUGUCGGUCAAGAACCUCAUUCGCCACUAUAUCUAUCCCAAUCUUGAGCAGAACAUGGAUGAGAUGGACGACUCCACGGCGCUUGAACGGAUGAUCGAGCGCUCCAUCCGCGACCGCAUCGUGGAUACCUACGCCAAACUUGACCCAGGGGAACUCAUGUUCUAUUUUGAGAACCUUUACAAUUAUCCUCGCAAGCGGCUCGUCGUUGAUGUGAACUUGCGCCACCCCACAUUCGUCCACGACCAGGAGUCUCUGCUGUCCGCUAUCCAAGCUGCAGUCGAAGAACGACACUGGCUUGACGGCAUUGGCCAGCUAGAAGAUCUUGGAGCCAUUGUUGGAAACGCAAGUGCGGGCGAUGAACGGCUCAACGAAGACGGGAAUCCUGACGCUUCUAUUCCUGUACCAGGGGUCUUUCGGCGCCCACAAUAUGACUGGUCGCCGCCAGGCGACGAUGGCCGGGCCUUGACGGAACGCGUCCACACCAUGUCUGGCGGCCGUCUCUGA